Solanum lycopersicum (tomato) is the source of this 1412-nucleotide messenger RNA. RefSeq names its product cytosolic Fe-S cluster assembly factor NBP35. Gene Ontology annotation, molecular function: ATP-dependent FeS chaperone activity; 4 iron, 4 sulfur cluster binding; ATP binding. Gene Ontology annotation, biological process: iron-sulfur cluster assembly. Gene Ontology annotation, cellular component: cytosol. The record is from RefSeq and is a predicted model, not a curated record. Lineage: Eukaryota; Viridiplantae; Streptophyta; Magnoliopsida; Solanales; Solanaceae.
CAAGGACUAAACAAAAAAUAAGAGUCAAAGGCGGUAUAAAACCUUAUUUUUUCUGUAUAAAAGCUCCAUAGCCCUAAAUCCUGUUUGACAAAUUUACAGCAAUUUCUCUGAAUCUGCAUAAUAUAACUUGUUGUUGCGGCUGAAGAAGAUGGAAAACGGUGAAAUCCCAGAGAAUGCUCCUGAACAUUGCCCAGGUCCACAAUCUGAAACAGCAGGAAAAUCUGAUUCUUGUAAAGGAUGCCCUAAUCAAGAAAUUUGUGCUACUGCUCCUAAAGGACCUGAUCCAGACUUAGUUGCAAUAGUAGAAAGAAUGGCAACUGUGAAGCACAAGAUACUGGUUUUAUCUGGCAAAGGUGGAGUUGGUAAGAGUACUUUCUCAGCGCAACUUGCUUUUGCAUUGGCAGCUAUGGAUUUUCAAGUGGGUCUCCUUGACAUUGAUAUCUGUGGCCCCAGCAUCCCAAAGAUGCUUGGUCUCGAAGGACAAGAGAUUCACCAGAGUAAUAUUGGAUGGAUACCUAUUUACGUUGAGUCUAACCUUGGGGUUAUGUCAAUUGGUUUCAUGCUCCCCAACCCUGAUGAAGCUGUCAUAUGGAGAGGGCCUCGCAAGAAUGCUCUAAUUAAGCAAUUCCUCAGAGAUGUUGAUUGGGGAGAGCUUGAUUUCCUCGUGGUUGAUGCUCCACCUGGGACGUCAGAUGAACAUAUUUCAAUCGUUCAAUUACUCCAAGAAACUGGAAUAGAUGGCGCAGUUAUAGUCACAACCCCACAACAGGUAUCCCUGAUAGAUGUUAGGAAAGAAGUUAGUUUUUGCAAGAAAGUUGGGGUGGAGGUUCUUGGCGUUGUUGAGAACAUGAGUGGUCUUUCCCAGCCACUCUCAGAUUUGAAAUUCACAAGAAUGACAGAGACUGGCGAGCAGAAAGACAUGACCGAGUGGGCCAUGUCUUAUAUGAGAGAGAACGCCCCAGAAAUGCUGAACUUGAUUGCUUGUAGCGAAGUUUUUGAUACCAGUGGUGGAGGUGCUGCAAAGAUGUGCAACGAUAUGGGUAUCUCGUUUCUUGGAAAAGUACCACUGGAUCCUCAGCUAUGUAAAGCAGCCGAAGAAGGAAGAUCAUGCUUUUCGGAUGAUAAAUGCCAGGCAAGUGCCCCUGCACUCAAGAUGAUAAUAGAAAAGAUAUUAGCUCAGAAAAACAUCUCAACAGAGAAUGGAGCAUAGUAUUUAUAACUUUUUUCUAGGCUUUCUGUACCUUUUCUCUGAUUAAAUUCCGGGUGCAUGUGACCAACGUUUUAUUCGCAAGGGAGAUCUUUUAGUAUGAAUGUAUUAUACAGUUUCUACUGAUUUUUGUAGAACAUUCCGUGCAUACAUACGAAUCUUUUGUGAUAUCAGUUAAGUUUAAUUGCUGUGAAAUUUUCCUCUU